AAGCAUUGCUUAGUCUUGUCAAACAUCAAUAGAUAUCUGUGCACCACGCGAAUAUUUCACGGAGUUACAGUGGUGCAUCAUGUUCGUGUACGGUAGUUUGGUGUUGUGGAAUUUUCUUGUUGAGGAAAUUUCAACGAGAAUUCUUACUGUGUUCGUCGCGGUACUAUUUCUGGUACGCGUGCUCCAGAAGCUGAAAGAAGCCAAUUCGCUGCCACCAGGACCUUGGGGGGUGCCCAUCCUGGGAUCUUUACCAUUUCUCAAAGGGGAUUUGCACCUGCACUUCAGGGAUUUAACUCAGAAAUACGGAUCCUUGAUUUCGACAAGACUCGGAUCGCAGCUUAUCGUCGUCUUGAGUGAUUACAAAAUGAUAAGGGAUGCUUUCCGAAAAGAAGAAUUUACAGGAAGACCCAUAACGGAGUUCAGUACUUUACUGGACGGCUACGGUGUGAUUAACACUGCUGGAAAAUUGUGGAAAGAUCAGAGAAAAUUUCUCCACGACGGCUUGCGCCAUUUCGGCAUGUCGUACAUCGGAAGCCGCAAGGCGCAAAUGGAAAAUCGCAUCAUGCGAGAAGUCGAGGAAUUUUUGUCAGUUUUGGCCGCGCAAAAGGGAAACCCCAUUGAUUUGAACCCUUUUCUGGCGGUCUCUUUAUCAAAUGUUAUCUGUGACAUUUUAAUGUCGGUCAGAUUUUCACACAACGACGAAAGGUUCAGAAGGUUCAUGUUCUUGAUCGAGGAAGGCUUCAAACUCUUCAGUUCGUUAGAAGCUUCGUUCUUCAUCCCGAUCUUAAAGUACUUGCCCGGACAAAGACAGACACGUGAAAAAAUUGCCAAGAAUCGGGUAGAAAUGGCUCAAUUCCUCCAAGAAACUAUCGAAGAACACAAGAAAAGCUUCGACCCGUCGCAUUUGCGCGAUUUGUUAGACACUUACCUUUAUGAAAUUCAGAAGGCCAACGAGGAAGGCGUCGGUCAUCACCUCUUCGAAGGCAAAGAUCACGAUCGUCAGAUGCAACAAAUCAUGGGCGAUCUUUUCUCUGCCGGUAUGGAAACCAUCAAAAGCUCUCUACAAUGGGCGGUUCUCUUCAUGCUCCAUCAUCCCGAAGUGAUGAAGGCAGUCCAAGAAGAAAUGGACCAAGUCGUGGGUCGCCGCCGGCUGCCCAAACUCGAAGACUUACCAUACUUACCAGUAACCGAAUCUACGAUGCUGGAAGUAAUGAGAAUAUCGAGUAUAGUCCCUAUGGGCACCACGCACGCACCCACAAGGGACCUGCAACUCAACGGUUUCCACCUACCCAGGCACGCCCAAAUCGUCCCGUUGCUUCAUGCCGUCCAUAUGGAUCCUAGUUUGUGGGACGAGCCCGAGAAGUUCAACCCUAGCAGGUUCAUCAACUCCGAGGGAAAAGUCGUCAAGCCAGAAUAUUUUUUGCCUUUCGGCGUUGGACGAAGAAUGUGUUUGGGGGAGAUCCUCGCCCGGAUGGAGAUCUUUUCCUUUUUCUCGUCGCUUUUACACUCGUUUGAGAUCUGCGUUCCCGCCGGAGAGACCCUUCCGAGUUUGAAAGGUGUCGCGGGGAUCACCAUUAGUCCCAACGCCUUCAAAAUCUGCCUCAAGCCUAGACCUAUGGAAUGGGAUUCGAUGGGUACCAUCAGGCCUGCUGGAAGCCAUUAGUUUUUAAGGAGCACGGUGACCGAAAGCGAUUCCUAUUAUUUAUACCGAGGCACAGUACUUAGACAUUCCUCAAGAUACGAGAUCUCCGACUUGUUCGGCUGUGCAUUGCAAAGUGUUCAUUCAUUGUUAGUAUUAAUAUUUUAUAGAUUUACUGAUUUGUGUGCUAGUCACGUUGCAUGUCAUCCAUACAUUAAAUCACCAUUCUAGUUGCCGUUUUUAUACCAUUGUACCACGUUACCUGUCGAGGCAACAGUCGAACCUUUUUUUUUUUCAUUUUAGAUGUAAGAAUUGUAAAUAGUUCAUUUUGUUUUUGCGAUCUUGCUAGCAAACAACGUACAAUACAACCAACAGGAUGUAACGUUAAUAUUAUUGUUAUGUUUAAUUAUUUUUAAUUGGAGACAAUAUUAAUAUAAUUUUUUUACUUUAAAUUAUGAA
Messenger RNA from Zophobas morio, 2098 nucleotides. It is a transcript of the gene Cyp18a1, whose product is annotated as cytochrome P450 18a1. Lineage: Eukaryota; Metazoa; Arthropoda; Insecta; Coleoptera; Tenebrionidae. The record is from RefSeq and is a predicted model, not a curated record. The transcript is spliced from 5 exons. Bases 80 to 1663 code for a protein of 527 amino acids. Gene Ontology annotation, molecular function: iron ion binding; heme binding; oxidoreductase activity, acting on paired donors, with incorporation or reduction of molecular oxygen, reduced flavin or flavoprotein as one donor, and incorporation of one atom of oxygen. Gene Ontology annotation, cellular component: intracellular membrane-bounded organelle; cytoplasm. Gene Ontology annotation, biological process: xenobiotic metabolic process.